Monodelphis domestica (gray short-tailed opossum) is the source of this 2224-nucleotide messenger RNA. RefSeq names its product pyridoxal phosphatase (gene PDXP). Gene Ontology annotation, molecular function: pyridoxal phosphatase activity. The record is from RefSeq and is a predicted model, not a curated record. Gene Ontology annotation, cellular component: cytoplasm; cytosol. Lineage: Eukaryota; Metazoa; Chordata; Mammalia; Didelphimorphia; Didelphidae.
GCUAAGCCCUCCCCGGGGCAGCUGAGGUGGAGGGUAGGGCCUUGGGAAGAAGGCGGUGGACUUGAAGCUUUUCUUCCAUUGGCCCACUGUUUUGAGCCCGUUGUAAGUUUCCUGGGCGCCUUUCCCAUUGGCCACCGCCCUCACGCGCGGCCCCGCCUCCCCGGCGAUGCUCUGCACCCAUUGGCUUCGGGAUAUUGGGCAGGGCGCCAGGCAGCUGGCGGUGACGUCAUCCCCGCGGGAGAAAGCCUCCCGGCUAGCCGGGGUUUGGCUGCUUGCGCCGCGCCGAGCCGGCGGCUGCAUGGCGGUCUGUGAGCGACUGGGCGGCAACGCCCUGCGGGAGCUGCUGGCCCGCACCCAGGGCGUGCUGUUCGAUUGCGACGGGGUGCUGUGGAACGGAGAACGCGCCGUACCAGGCGCGCCGGAGCUGCUGGAGCGGCUGGGCCGCGGCGGCAAGGCGGCGCUCUUCGUGAGCAACAACAGCCGGCGCUCGGUGGAGGAGCUGGCGGCCCGCUUCGCGCGCCUCGGCUUCCGCGGCGUGGCGGCUGAGCAGCUUUUCAGUUCGGCUCUGUGCGCGGCCCGCCUGCUGCGCCAGCGACUGCCAAGGCCCUGCCCACCUGGCGCAGUCUUCGUGCUAGGUGGCGAAGGGCUACGUGGAGAGCUGCGGGCUGCGGGCCUGCGCCUGGCCGGAGACGAGCCGGGGCCCGUGCGUGCCGUGCUCGUGGGCUACGAUGAGCACUUCACCUUUGCAAAGCUGAGCGAGGCUUGCGCCCACCUGCGCGACCCUGAUUGCCUUCUGGUGGCUACCGACGUGGACCCGUGGCACCCGCUCAGCGACGGCCGCACCACCCCCGGCACGGGGAGCCUGACGGCGGCGGUGGAGACGGCGUCGGGACGCCAGGCCUUAGUGGUGGGCAAGCCCAGCACUUACAUGUUCGAGUGCAUCACGGAGCGCUUUGGCGUGGACCCGGCCCGCACGCUGAUGGUGGGCGACCGCCUGGAGACGGACAUCCUCUUUGGCCACCGCUGCGGCCUGACCACCGUGCUCACCCUCACCGGCGUGUCGAGGCUGGAGCAGGCCCAGGCCUACUUGGCUGCGGGGAAGCCCGAGCUGGUGCCCCACUACUACGUGGACAGUGUCGCAGACUUGAUGGCGGGGCUCGAGGCCUGACCAGAGUCAGGAGAGAAGCGCGCCCAUUUCGUUCCCACUUCUUGUCCCCUGCUCUUUCCCAGUGUGGUCACAAGGGCCCCUUCCGGUCCCGCAUUGUGAGCCAGUGUGGACGCUUCCCUCCCCCGGGCCCAACAAACACUCGCGCGCACACGCGUCUCCACUUUGGGGAUCAGCAGGCCAAGCCCUGCCUCCCAGCCCCACAAGGAACCCGGUGAUCCCUUCCUCUCGGUCGGUGAGGUGUCCUCCCUCCAUCACCCCCUGCUUCCCUGUGUCAGGUGCCACUUCCCUCAUGGCAGCAUCCUCUCCCCCUUCUCUCAGCCCUGACUUGGUUGAUGCUGCCUUAACUUUUCUUCCUCCUCCCCACUUUCUUCUUGACCAGAGCUAUGCCUCUGGGAGCAAGAGGCACCUCAGUUUCCUUCUCUGUAAACAAUGAAGGUGUUGGACUGGAUGACCUCUGAGGCUCCCUCCAGCUGGGAUCCUGACUGAGGGAUCCUGUGAACCCCAACCCUCGCUUGGAACACUCUGCGCCAUGAAUUCCCCAAAGCCCUCUUCCUGUCUGCUUCAGGGGCUUCCCUUCACCCAUACACGUGCACUCUCCACUGGGUUUAGCUUGGGGUCCUGGAUCUGAAUGAGCCCAUCGGCGUGAUUCAGAAGAGCAUCAACUAGUACGGGUCAUGGAGUCUUGUCUCCUAAGGGACCAAUCCAAAACCUGCAAUCCACAGAAGUUCCAGGUUCUAGUGGGCCAAAGGGAGGGGAUGCCCCGAGUGCCAAUGGACACAAGCCGAUGCUUUUUGAGGGCUGGGUGCAUCCAGCCUAGAUUUUAAGUGGAAGGAAGACCCUGCUCUCCAGGGGCUGCGAUGGACAUGGUAGGGCCCUCGGUCUCUUUCCCUGGUGCUGUGGUUGUGCUCUCCUUCCCAGCCCAGUAUUUAUUUGUUUACUAAUUUAUUAAGGUGUUAGGAUGCUCCAGGAGGGGUCAUCAUGGCCUCUUUACAUGUGCCCAACAUGUAACAUCUCCCCCACAGAAAAUCAGUAUGGAAUAAAAAAGCCUGGAAUCUC